GCAGAGACAGUGGGAGGAGCAACCAAGUUUCACUUCCUUGCUAGCUGGAGACUCAGCCACAGCCGACUCUGGUCUUACCAAGAAGCAACAGCGGGUCCAGCAGCAGCAGAUCCCAAUCUCUCUCUUCACACAGCACCUGGCAGGGAGUCAGCCAUCAGGAGCAAAGGAACGAAUGGGCAGAGCAGAACUUCUAGGAGGGGACAUGAAUACCCAGGAUCCCUCAGAGCUGUGGGGCAGAGCAGAUGGAGGCACAGACCUGCUCCAGGAUCUGGGGUGGUAUCACGGCAACCUCACCCGCCAUGCUGCUGAGGCCCUUCUGCUCUCCAAUGGACGUGAUGGUAGCUACCUGCUGAGGGACAGCAAUGAGCGGAUGGGGCUCUACUCUCUCUCCGUGAGAGCCAAAGACUCUGUCAAACACUUUCAUGUUGAAUACACUGGGUACUCAUUUAAAUUUGGCUUUAAUGAGUACUCAUCCCUAAAGGAUUUUGUCAAGCAUUUUGCAAAUCAACCUUUGAUUGGGAGCGAGACAGGGACUCUGAUGGUUUUGAAGCAUCCCUAUCCGAGGCAAGUGGAAGAACCUUCCAUUUAUGAAUCAGUCCGGGUUCACACAGCGAUGCAGACAGGAAGGACGGAGAACGACCUCGUGCCCACUGCGCCUUCUCUGGGUACCAAAGAAGGGUAUCUCACCAAGCAAGGAGGCCUGGUAAAGACCUGGAAAACAAGAUGGUUCACUUUGCAAAGGAACGAACUGAAAUAUUUCAAAGACCAGAUGUCACCAGAACCAAUUCGGAUCCUAGACCUAACAGAGUGCUCGGCUGUUCAAUUUGAUUACUCACAGGAACGAGUAAACUGUUUCUGCUUAGUGUUUCCAUUCAGGACGUUUUAUCUCUGUGCAAAGACAGGAGUUGAAGCCGAUGAAUGGAUCAAAAUACUGAGAUGGAAGUUGUCAAAAAUAAGAAAAGAGCCGGGCCAAGGAGAAGACGCCGUCCGAUCUCGGUCGUUUAUCUUCAAAUAGAACUUUCUUGCUCAGGGGCAAGGUUGACUGUUCCAGGUGUCUGAUCUGUGGCAGACUUCAGAGGAAAGCUCACUGAAGUAUUUCCUCUCAAAGCAAAUCAAAAGUAGAUCCUGGUUGGGAGCUGUAGGCUGUUUGCUGAUUGAUGGAAAACAGCUGGCGGGACCUGGCCAUCUGCUCGAGAACACAGAAGCAGCACCCAGCUGCUGAUGGCAAUUGCCUAACUUCCCGGUGGAGCCUCUCUCAGACACAGCGCCCGACCAGAGCUCCUUGGCUGUCCCAGUGGCUUAGGCUUGUUGACUUUGGUUUCCUGGAGCCCCGCCCCAAAGUCAUGGUCAGCACAUCUAAACUUGAGGACGUGCUACAAGCAGCAGCAAGGAAACAGCAGCACAUCAGGGAGCUCAGGCUGUGCUUUGAGGAAGCAGAUUAAGAUAAUAAACACCGAGGACAUCCAAAGGAUGGGUUGCUUUUGUUUUGUUUAUAUAAGAAAACCUCAAAUAGGACUGAAGAGGUGGCUCAGCCAUUAAAAAUGCAUCUGCUCUGGCAGAGAACCUGAAUUCAGUUUCCAGGACCCAUAUCCUGGGGCUCACAAACGCCUGCCUGUAACUCCAGGCACAUACACACACACACACACACACACACACACACAAAUAAUAAUACAAAUCCAGUGGGUCCUUCACGUCUAAUGAUAAACUGAAAACUACGUGUCUUGUGGGUGACUAGAUAGGGAAAAGUAUAUGAAUGUAUAAUAAAGGGUAGGAAUGUCUUAAAUAGUAAGAAAAUGAACAUUGAGAAGGGUGGUAGUUGCUGGGCAGUGGUGGUGCAUGCCUUUAAUCCCAGCAGUUGGGAGGCAGAGGCAGGUGGAUUUCUGAGGUUGAGGCCAGCCUGGUCUACAGAGUGACUUCCAGGACAGCCAGGGAUAUACAGAGAAACCCUGUCUCAAAAAAAGAGAAGGGUGGUAGUGAAUGACUUUUAGUUUAAUGGUUGUCAUUACAGAUAUACUUGUAAGCACUAAUUAAAACUCUUUAGCUGCCAUUUCUCCAAAUUCACUUGGACUUCUCCAUAAAGGAUGUGCCUUGUCUCUUUUCCAAAGAUCAGUCGUAUGAGAUUGGCCCUAUGAGGCACCCAGACAUUAUUAAUUGGAAAACUUCUGUUUCCAAGGAAGGGAGUAAGUAAAUCAAAUCUCCGUGACAUCCGUGAUACACAGCUGUUGCAAACCAGAAGACCAGGACUGCGUUGCAAUGACAAACUCGUGUUCAGAGGUCAUGAACAGAUUCUUAACUUCCAAUCGUUAUUGAUGUGGCUUUUUUUAGAAGGGACACAAAUGGGUGACAAACCAGCCAGUGGUGCAGAGCUGAUGGAACUCUGUUCUUGCAGGAGAGAGGGGCAAUGGUUUUCACUUCUAUCAGUGUGACCAGGAUGGUUGCGCCAACAAUGUAAAGAAUGAUUCAUUUUACUCUGUGGCUCUAAGACAUUUCUUCCCAUCGUGCUGGGUAGGGUAUGGUAUAGCUGCUCACAUCUGAGCCGGCAGGAAGCAGAGCAAGGCAGUCACAGGAAAGGGAGAGGGCAAGACAGAGUCCCCAGGAAUAUAUCUUAAGUGCCAUGCUUCCACGUUCUGCCACCUCCCAAUAGUCUGCUCAGAUUCUGAUCCAGGAAUGAAUGAACUCAUCCAUUAGGUCAGCACACGCAUCUCUGCAUCUCUGACCCACCUUCAGGGACACAUCCAAAAGGGUACUUUACUCUUCUUGGCAUUUCUCAAGAUGGUGUCAAAAUUAACUCAUAGACCCUUAAUAUUGUUCCCUGUUGUUUAAACACAUAAGAAUCAGAAAUUAAAUUUUUGUUUGCUUCAAAGAGUUUUUGGAGCUAGAGUGUGGAUCAGUGGUAAAACAUCUGGCCUCAGCAGGGAAGGGGGAGGGUAGGGGGUGUAAUUUACUUUUUUUUUUUUUUUUAAAUAUGGAAUAAAACGUCAAGAUAAGAUUGUGUCAAGUUUGGGAAUUAAGGAGUAACAAAUGGCUCCUCCUUAAAAUGUAUGGUUUUUAUUUUCUUAGAAGCAAUAAUCUUUUCUUCCUACUAAAUAUUCUAUUUACCUUCUGUAAAAUGUGUUUAUUUAUAUUCUUCGGUUCUCUUCAUUAAAUGAAAAGUGCAUGA
This is a messenger RNA of Mastomys coucha (southern multimammate mouse), 3160 nucleotides long. It is a transcript of the gene Dapp1, whose product is annotated as dual adaptor of phosphotyrosine and 3-phosphoinositides 1. The record is from RefSeq and is a predicted model, not a curated record. The transcript has 9 exons. Bases 173 to 1015 code for a protein of 280 amino acids. NCBI's taxonomy places the organism in Eukaryota, Metazoa, Chordata, Mammalia, Rodentia, Muridae.